This is a messenger RNA of Coccomyxa subellipsoidea C-169, 5016 nucleotides long. RefSeq lists its product as hypothetical. The record is from RefSeq and is a predicted model, not a curated record. Bases 1 to 5016 code for a protein of 1671 amino acids. Lineage: Eukaryota; Viridiplantae; Chlorophyta; Trebouxiophyceae; Coccomyxaceae. The transcript is spliced from 22 exons.
AUGCCAGUCCGAGCAGUAAGUGGCAGCGAUGAAGCGGUGGACACCGAGCAAGAUUUGGAAACCGCCAUGGAAGAAUUCUUGCGGAAACAAGCUGAGAUAGAGAGCGGUAAUCUUCUUGCGCAACCUGCGACGCCCGUCGUAGAGGUUGUCGGGUCUGACGUGGUGACAGAUGAGGAAGCAAAACGAUACUGCCGAGAAGUGGUUCGGGUGCUGAAGGAGCUUAAGGAAACUCGGGACAUGUCUGUGAGCGAGGUCAAGCUGACCCUGGCAAUCGAGGACGCCAGCGUGAGAGAGCAGAAAGAGUACAUGGGGAUUGAGGAUGAGAGGGGAGCAUCGCGAGAUGAGAUGGCAGCAGCACUGGUGGAGGUUGCUGAUGGACGGGUGCCAAAGGAUCGCAUAGCGCUGCGGGAGCUCUACAAAGAAAUGAUCCAGUGGCCCUUUGUGGGGAAUGCUGAAGCUGCGGCGCCAACGGCUUCCUCAUCAUCGCCCUAUGAGGCCAUCACAGACACAGGGACAAAAUCUGCAGCGGCAGGGUGGCGGCCAGCUCAAGCCCGCCCAAAGAUGAUGGGCCGUGACAAGAGUGAAGCCCCUCAGUCGUUGGUCGACACGCUGCCAGACUGGGAUGAAGAGACGAAGCUGGAGAAAUGGUCGAAGGAGGUUCCUGAGGUGAAGAACUACAUCUCUGCUCUGUCGGACGCACGCAACCUCAUGCGAAAGGAGCUGGAUCGAUUGUUGGCUGAACAGAAAGCGAAAUCAGCGGCUGCACUGAAGAAAGCAGCUGCUGCGGCCAAAGAGGAAGCUGCACCAGGAGUUCCCCUGGGCUUCAACCCGAUCAGAUCCAUCAGCAGCCCAGAAGGAGAGCCACUGCCCCAGUCAGAUUUACAUGCAGAACUGGGACGGAAGGUUAAGGCAAUAAUGGCCAUUGAUGCCUCCAUCGAGGCUGCCCGAGCUCAGCUGGCAAACCCACGGAAGGCAGCAGAGCGAGAAGUAUGGGAGACCAAUGUCGUCAUAUUGCAGGACACAAGGCGCAUGCAUGCAGAAGAGGCAGGUGCCAUAGAGAUGGAGCUGGAAGGCAGAGAGCGCAUGCGGCUCCAGGCAGAGGAGAGAGCACGAGCAGAGGACAGCGGCGCUGUGGCGGCAGCUGGCAUGGCUCAGCAGAUUGCAUCUACUGAAGGCAGGCUGGACGCUCUCAAGCAGCGUUUGUACUUCCCUCCGGUCAAGGGCUACAGCUUUGCUCAAGGGAGCAAUGGGAUCUACUUUGGAGGCAAGGACGUCCUGCUGUCAGAGGUGUCAGGCAACUUCAGCAUCUCGGCAGGCAUGGUUGCCAGCAAAGGCAAGGGAGGGGAUGAAGAAAAGUCUGCUCGCCUCAGCAUCCGGGCAGGCUACCCCACUGCAGUUGUCAAGUCCACCAGCGAGAGCCAGACAGGCAAGGGCUCGAAGGGCAGCACAUUCCUCCGGCGCGGCGCGCCGGUGACAGCAGGAAAAGGUUCAGCGGCUGCGAAUGAGGUUCCUGGCUCACCAUCCAAUGCUGCAGCGCCUGCUAAAGACUUGGGAACGAGACCAACUGGGGAACAACCUUCAACGCCGCCACCGUCACAGGCUCAGGAUGCUACACGGGCACAGUCCCUGCCAGCAGGCAUGCCGGGGAAGAGGCUGUUCAGCAGGGACCUGGAUGGGCCCCAGCAGGCAGAGCCUGCCCAAAACGGCGAGCUCGGAGCAGACAGGGCCGGCAGCACCGCGCACGCGCCUGCAGCCGCAUCGAGGCUGGCCUCCAACAGCGAGGCCACCAGCAGCGGGCGGCCACCCGGGCUGCCCAAUGCGCAGAGCAUGGCGCGGGACGCAAUGCUGCCCAAGGCGACCAUCGGCAAGCGCAUGGCGCUGGGGCUGCUCAGCAAGAUCGGCGCCAAGGAGAAGUACACUAAGCGCCUCGCGCGGCUGGAGGCCACGGCGGCCGAGCGGGCGGCCAGGGCGCAGCACCCACCGGCGGCCGCAGCUCCCGGGGAACAGCCCCCGCCGCGGCAGGGAUUUGCGGCACGGCUGCUGCCAAAGCGGGGCUCCGAGAGCAAGCUCACGUUUGGCAGCCACCGGCUCGGGGGCCGGCGACAAGAGCCGCCUAGAAACGCGCGCGCUCCCGAGCCACCGCCGCUGCCUGAGAUGGCUGUGGCAGAGGAGGAGGAGGAGGCGGCAUGGCACGAGGAGGCGCCGGUGGAGCUGCCCAAGUACGUGUUUGCAGGCGCUAACCCGCACUCCUGCUCGAGUAAGAUCCGCAGCCUGCCGCCCGCCAGCAGCAUCGACUCCGACAAGCUGCUCUUCCAGAGCCCCUUUGGCGGCAGGGAACCCCCCCUGCCCCGCCCUGAAGUGAUCCCGCAGCCAGAGCCGCCGCCACCGUCGCCGCCGCCGCAACCAGCGGAGCGACCGGCGAUAUUGUCGGAGCUGAUGGACGAGCGGCACACGAAUCCCUUCCUGGCCAUGAUGGAGGAAGAGCGCGGCACGGCGGCACAGGAAGCGCUGGAAUUGGGCACAGAAGAUGGGGAGCAGGGCAUGAGCGAGGGGGUGUCGGCCGGCUUCGUCGAUGACUCAGCGGAGGCGGGGGAUGAUGACGGGGGGUACUCCUGGCGGGACGAUGAGUCGGUGCAGGAGAUUGAGUUGGACCCCGGCAUGGGCCACCUCAUCGCCGGCAGCUUCAGCAGCGGCGCCGACACACUCUCCGUCUCCGCCGCUCCCGCCCCCAAGCAGCAGCCCAGACCGCCGCCGGAGGCCAAGGGCAAGGGGGCCUCGACGGACCGCAGCUCGGAGGCACCAGAGGCGGCCAGCAUGUCGGGGGCGUCAUCGCGCUCGGGCAUGUGGAUAGUCGUGCAGUGCUCCGGCGUGGGCCUGUUUGGGGAGCGUGGCAGCAAGGUCCCCAGCGCUUCCAUCGGCGAACUGUCCCUGGAGAUUGAGCUCUCCCUGGCCUUGGACUUUGAGUACAGCAGCGUGACCGGGUGGCGGUCCGGAGGCAAGCCCAAGUUUGAGAUCACGGAGCUGCGGCGGAGCCUGAAGGACAGCAACAUCCCCAUGCCCAAGACGCUGCUGCGCCUCAUCCUCAACGCCACGCUGCCCCGGCUGCUGCACCGCGGCCUCCUCACCGCGCUGCCGCCCGAGCUGGGCCAGUACCUGCUGGACUCCACCCAAGAACUCCACGUUGCUGGUGAGGUCGCAGUUGUGGGGCCGGCUAUAAGCGCGCUGGAUGCCGAUGUGAGCGCGGCUCCCAACCCAUCUGCGCCCCACAAGAAUGCGGCUGAAGCAAAGCGUGCCGCCCAGCUCUGCACCACAGCGCAGGAAGUUCGCUCCAUGCUAGGCAUAGACUUGCAGCAGGCAGGGCUACUGGCGAGCCUGUUCUCUGGGCCAGAGGCGCUUGUAGAUCCCCCCAGGCCCUGCAGCAUCAGCGAGCUGCAGGCCAUGUACUCCAGAUGUGCCCACAUCCCACAUGCAUGGGAGCCGCUCGCUGCUGUCUGGGACACUGCGCUGCGCGCUCUGGGCAAGUUCAGGGGCGUGCCAGCUCCCAGCUUCCUCUCCGUCAUGGACAAUAUUGUCAACCUCCUGCGCAAGCCCGUCCGAGCCAGGCUGGUGCUGUCGCGAGUGGAGGUGGCAAUCGGUGUGGACGCAGCGUUGGCGGCGGUGCGCAACUACUUUGAGCGGGCGGCGCGCGAGCUGCACGCGCGCGGUGGCCGCAUCCUGCCGCGCAACGGGACGCCCCCGCGCAGCCUGCAGGAGCAGGAAGAGGCGCUAGCCGCCUGGUACACCUUCCUCGUCACCCGCCUCCGCGUCUUCAAGGCCAAGUUCAAGGAGGCGUCGGUGACGCUGGUGGCGGCGGCGGACCGCAGCAGCCUCAGCCUGGGCCUGGAGCAGGGGCUGUACGAGGGGCCCCUGCGCGUGCGCCUCCCGGUGCGCCUCAGCCGCGACGCCACGUCCGACGGCGCCUGGUCCUUUGAAAUCCCGCUGCCCGACCCCGCCAGCCAAAAGCUGCUCAGCAGGUUUAUUGGCGGGCUGAAGGCAGCGCUCAACACGCCAGCAUCCAUGCUGCGCUCGCCCAAGAAGCCUGUGCCAACCCAGCAGCAGACGCGCGGCACCUCUGAAAUUGAGGGACGGCGGCUGUCUCUGGCCCUCCGAGCAGAUGCUUUGGCUGCGAAGGCGCUGCAGCCUAUCACAGGAAGCCCUUUGUCAGAAUCCACUGGCGAGGCACUGCCAGAAGGCCAGUCACUGAGCUCUGACAACCAACCAGCUGCUGAUGAGCAGAACAGCGCAGACAAUCCCGGGCUGCUGGAUCAGCCGCCGCUGGAAUGGUUUGGCAAGAUCAUGGAGGAAAUCCUGGCCGACGGGGGCCAGCCGCCAAAGCUGGGCAAGGUGCUGGUGAAUGGGCUACGAGUGCGCGUGCGGCUGGACGAGGGCCGGCUGACGGAGCUGCUGCGCGGCCACGGCGACGCUGCCACCACGGCCGGCCUGCUAGCCUGCCUCGGCGACCUCGCCACCGUCUCCUUCGAAUCCCACCUCUCUGAGGAGGAGGGGCAGGAGGAGUACCUGCUGGCGCUGGAGAGCAGCGAGAUGGCCAAUCUGCGCGCAGACGUCGCCGCUGCCGGCUUCCUUUCGGGCUCUGGUUUGUCGCCCGGCCGCCUGCUGCGUGUCGCCCAUGCCCUCUCACGCGCCGUCCUCAUGACCUUCUCAGGCACGCCUCUCACCCAUUCAACCCAAUUGCCAUCCGCAACAGCCUCAAUUGUAACGCUGUGCACGGAGGAGCAGGUGGCGAGCAUGGACGCGCAGUUUGAGGCGGUGUAUGAACACGUGGUGCGAGAGGCGCUGGAUGUGUCGGUGUGCCUGGAGGGCUCCGCCAGCCUGGAGGGCGCCAGCAAAGACAUGGUGGUGCGCCUCAUGGGCGGCAGUGAGGACACCUGGCCCCUCUCACUCACCAACGACUUUGACUUUGCGACCCUCUUCGCUGCAGAACCGCAGGCGCCACAGCUGGGGCCCCACGCCAGAUGA